UCAAAACGGGAGGCUCCGCCCCCACUGUGUUAAGAAGGUUUCGUUUCUUGAUCGAGAGUCGUUUUCUGCUGUAAAUAAAGCUUUAGAAGAUGGGCGCAUCUAAUGACAAACCUCUGAAAUGUCCUCUGUGUUUUGAGGAGUGUCGGGAGCAGGUGACGCUGGGCUGCUCUCACAGCUUCUGUCGCGCUUGUAUCAGAGAGCUGUGGAGCGGGUCUCAGACCGGACCGUAUUACUGCCCCGAGUGUAGAUACGAGUACCAGCAUCUGCCAGACUACACGGACGGAGCGUCAACAUCGACAGACACAUCAAACACACAUUGGCCAUUCGGAAAGAAGCUGUAUGACCUGCAUUCAAAGAAAUGGCACGGGAAGAGGAAGUUCAGUUCAGCUUUCCACAGUGAUGGAUCCAGAGCAACAUCUCAUAACUCCGUCAGUCCCGAUGAUGUAAUCAGCAUCACUGACGCUGAUGAAGACACAUCAGUUCCCCGGAAAAGAAAGGCUGCAGCAGACGAAUGCUCUUUCGGAAGCCAGUCUCCAUCAGUGGUUUGGGGGACCACCUCUACGCAUGACACAUCCCCACAACGCACACCUCCAGAAACAGAUGAGGUCACACCUCCUCAACUAGAACCACCUCCUGAGAGGAACACAGGCUCCUCUCAGCAAGACCAGCAUGCUGUGGCUUCCUGCAGUGACUCAGGCUCACCCAGGACACGCAACACACCUCAGGGAGAAAAAAAACCAUUACCAGCAGUCAAUGCCACCUCUCUUACACCUGGAAAGCAGAAAGAGCCCCUCGGGAUCUCUGCAACAUCAUCAGACAGACUUUCCAGGAGCAACUCUGUGCCUUGCCAUUACUGUCCCACUUCCGAACAGAAGGUGGCGGUAAAGACCUGCCUUGUUUGUGGGGCCUCCAUGUGCUCCGAGCACCUGCGGGCACACCUGGAGAAGCCAGUGUUCCAGAGCCACCCGCUGGUGAACGCUGUGGAGGAUGUGUCUCUCUGGAGAUGCCAAGAGCACCAGGAGAUGAACCGGAUCUACUGUCGAUCAUGUGAAGUGUGUGUUUGCACCGUGUGCUCCCUGGUCGGGUCACACAAGGGGCACGAGUGCAUCAGCAUCCGCGAAGCAGAGCAGGAGCUCAGGGGCUCACUGAAGAACGUGAUGCAAAAAAUACAAAAAACUGAAAAGUCCAUUCAGGGAAAACUCUCGGAGCUCAGUGAGAAAAAACUUGGCGUCCAGGCAGGGCUGGAGGACGUGCGGGCGGCCGUAUUGCAGCAGUAUCAGUCCAUGCGGGAGGCUCUGGAGCAAGAGCAGGAGCAGGCAUUACUCUGUGUGACCCAGGAAGAGGACAGAGUGCUGGGAAGCAUUGAAAAGCAGCUGGACACAUUACAGGGUGCCUUGACAUCAAGCCAGAGCAUAUUAAACACCCUGCAGGGAAUGACCAGUGCUGAAGGGGCAUCACAGUACCAGGACCAGGCCUUCAUCAUGGAAUACAGCAAGAUGGCAGGACGACUGACUGAAUUGUCUGACCCUGUGCAAGAUCUUGACUCUCCUGAAGAACUGAACCAUAACCGACUGGACUGUCUCAAUGACUGGACUGAAAGGAGACUGGAGACUGUGCUCAUAUCAUUGCCUCAUCGAGACCCUUUCAGACUGCUGUAUGGGAUAAGCCCAACUCUGGAUCCUUAUACUGUCCAUCCAAAGCUGCUGCUGUCGGAUGAGAACAGGACGGUGCAGUACAGCGAGACCCAGCAGGACUACCCCGAGCAGGAGUCACGCUUCAACAUUUUCCCUCAGGUGCUGGGCUCUCGUGCCAUAGACGGAGGCUGCUGUUAUUGGGAGGUGGAGGUCCCUCUGGAUGAGGGCCGCUGGAAGGUGGGGGUCUGUGAUGGACAGAUAGGCAGAAAGGGGCAAAAGGACAUCUGCCGUAUUGGUUUCUACCCCAAUUCUUGGUGCUUAGUUUAUGAGAAGGGAAAGGUGGAAGCCCUGCAUGAUAAGGUGGCAUCACCUGUGUGUUCGGCUGAGCUCUGGAAGAUCGGGGUGCUGCUGAAUUUUAAUGAGGGUCGCUUGUCUUUUUAUAGCGUGGCCAGGGAGGGCUCUCUUUCUUUGCUCUACAGCUUUGAGCAUACGUUCACUGAGCCACUAUAUCCGGCGCUGGCGGUUUCUAAAACUCAGCUCAGCAUCUGUGAUAUAUUUACCAAGACCACUACAGACUAGACCAUGUUUGUGCUUUUAUUGUAAUGUUAACUAAAUAGUUCACCAAAAAAAAGAAACUUUGCUGUUGAUUUACCUAGGCUAUAUAAGAUGUAGGUGUCUUUCUUUGAUUUUGAGCCGAACCCAUUGUAAUUGGUGAUUCAUAAAAUGCCAGUCAAUGGUGUACCGUCACUUUGAGAGUAAAAAAAAUAAUUAGUCUUUGUAAGAAACUGAACAUUAUUUACAAAAUUGUCACCUGUAAUCCAUAGCCUCAGACAAAUGCAAAUGUGAACUUACGUCAUUGUUGUUCACAACAGCAGGAUCGAAAGAAUCAUUUUGAACGAUAAAAGUAUAAAUAUUUUGCUAAAACCAAACCACCUUCUGCAUAUGUGUCCUUCUUCUCUAUUGUAAACAACAGUGCUGUCUGUUCACAUCCACGCACACAUCAUCUGAGAGAGUUUCUUAUACAAACCUCAAUAUAUCAUCAGGAGCCGUGGGGAUAUCAUUUAGUGUUUUAUUUUGAUUUUUUUCAUCUCAAAAAGUGACUUGCAUUGUAUAAAUCACCAUUGGUUUACCAAAAAAUCAUCUUUAAUGUUCUGCUGAAGAAAAAAAGUCACCUACAUCUUGGAUGGCCUGAGAGUGGGUAAUAGAUAUAUAUUGUAUAUAUACAGUAUAUCACUUGGAAUGGAGUUAUUUAAAACAAUCUUGCACAGUCUUUUUAAAUUUUUCAACCAUUUAUUGAGCUUCCUUUUUAUGUUUUUGUUAGGAUUCAUUUUGUAACUUCAGAUACAUAAAGUUGUAUUUUUAUACUGAGUAAAAUAUUUGGAGAAAUAUUUGUCAGGAAUCUGUCGAAGCAAAGCAUUUCUAAAAGUUUUAAUGAAGAUUAGACAAAGUGAAACAUUCCAAAUGAAACUCUUAUUUCAAUCUAAAAUGAAUGUAAUAAUAUACAUUGAGUUUUUCAACAUUGUUAACCAGGAUUUCUUUUAUAUAUAUUUUGCCAGUUUCUCAAGCAAUUUUCUGAUGGUUUUGAAAUAUUUACUACCAUAUCUAUGUUAUUUUUUAUAGGUUUUGCCAAUGUUGAACCACUGUUGGCAGAGUAAUAUUUCGGCCUGUCUAUAUUGUGGUUAUUCCAUUUCAACUCUAGGUGGCAGUAUUGUUCAAUAUCUAAACAGAAAAUAAUGACAUUUAAUUCAUACUGAGAAAAUCAAAAAAGGAUUGUUUGAACUGUGCUGCAAAGCUUAAGGAAUUAAAUUCAGAUGUUUCUUAAAAA
Molecule: messenger RNA, 3459 nt
Organism: Carassius gibelio (silver crucian carp)
Lineage: Eukaryota; Metazoa; Chordata; Actinopteri; Cypriniformes; Cyprinidae
Product: E3 ubiquitin/ISG15 ligase TRIM25-like
Exons: 7
Coding region: 90-2213 (707 amino acids)
Molecular function (GO): zinc ion binding; protein binding
Source: RefSeq, a predicted model, not a curated record